Molecule: messenger RNA, 4542 nt
Organism: Apis dorsata (giant honeybee)
Lineage: Eukaryota; Metazoa; Arthropoda; Insecta; Hymenoptera; Apidae
Product: protein kinase C-binding protein NELL1-like
Exons: 15
Coding region: 895-3483 (862 amino acids)
Molecular function (GO): protein binding; calcium ion binding
Source: RefSeq, a predicted model, not a curated record
GGGGAUGGAUGUCACGUUGCGCCGAGGCCGGGCAGAAGACGGGCUGGCGGAGCCGCGAUUAGGAUACUGCUCCUCGCCACUGCCGCUGCCUUCCUCGCACUCGCCGUCUCUCCUGUGUCUGGCACGACAAACAAGAAAGAGGAAGAGACGGCGGUGGCUACUGUUGGCGUCACAGAGGAGAGCACUAGUGUCCUGGGCACGAGAUCCAGGACAGGAAGCGAUCCUGGUGGAGGUAUAGAUUUGUUGGCAGCGUUACAGUUGCACAACACAACACGACUGGGUGUUACACAGGUGCCAGGACUGGUUAGAUUAAAACCAGCCUAUUAUCUUCAGGGCGAGGAGAGGGAGCUCCGACUGAACGAGGCGAGCUUCGAACGAGCGGCCACGCUACUCCGGCGGGUUCCGGAAUUCACUAUAGCCGCCGCUCUACGACAAGAGGAGGCCAAUUCCGGGACAAUCGUCGCCUUUUCACAUGGGAACAAUAGAUAUUUGGAGCUGCAGAGCAGCGGCCGUAAAGACGAACUUCGACUGCAUUAUGUAUCACGCCGGGACGGUAGUGUCCACGUGGAGGCGUUCCCUUUUCGUCUGGCCGAUGGCGCUUGGCACAGGGUCGCCCUGAGUGUAAGCGGCUCGCAGGUCGAGCUGCUCGUCGACUGUCAUCCUUUAUACAGGCGGUUACUUAGGCCUGGGCCACCUGACACCAAUUUCACUUUGCCACAAUUACAACUCUGGGUUGGCCAGAGAAAUGUCAGGCACUUUCUCUUUAAGGGUGCUUUGCAGGAUGUGAAGCUGAUACCAGGCCCCCAUGGCUACCUUUCCCAAUGUCCCCAACUUGAUUCGUCUUGUCCCACUUGCGGUCAAUUUUCUAUAUUACAAAACACAGUGGAACAGCUGAUGCAUAAUCUCAACGAGCUCACGCGUAGGCUAGCCGCUGCAGAGGGCAGGAUAAGCAAAGUGGAGGAGUGCGAGUGCCAAAAGUCGUGCAGGGCAAAUGGCACCGUUCACGAGGAUGGUGCGACCUGGGAAAAGGGUUGCCAACAGUGUUCCUGCGUUCAUGGGGAGAUUGAGUGCAGACCGACACCCUGUGCGCCUGUAACCUGCAAGAAUCCUGUCAUUCCUCAAGGACAAUGUUGUCCUAUAUGUUUAAAGCAAUGUUAUUUGCACGGAGUAAUUUACGAUCACGGUGAGAAAGUUUCGCCGAAACAGUGCGUAGAAUGCGACUGUUUCGAUGGCAGCUUCACUUGCCAGAGAUUCGACACUGAAACAAGAUGUCCGCCAUUGCCCUGUCCACCGAGCGAGCAGAUCAGCGUAGCCGAAGAAUGCUGCAAGUUCUGUCCGGGGGUGGACUACUGUGCGAAGGGCCACAAGUGUCAUGCUAAUGCGUCCUGCCUGAAUCUGCAGACAACGUACGCCUGCCAUUGCGAUAUCGGUUUCCAGGGGGACGGUCAUAACUGUCACGACAUAGAUGAAUGCAAACAGCAAGGUGGCUCCGAGGGGCACCAUUGUAACGCGAACACUAAAUGUGUGAACGUGAAUGGCUCUUACACGUGCGAGUGUCUUCCGGGUUACCACAGAGUAGACAAAUUCAACUGCGCCGAGUUAGACGAGUGUGCGACUGGUCAUCAUGCGUGCGAUGAGCACGCCACCUGCGUGAACACAGCAGGAAGUUACUAUUGCAUCUGUGAAGAUGGCUACACUGGCGAUGGUUACACAUGCAAACCUGUUUGCAAUCAAACCUGUCAAAAUGGCGGUGAAUGCGUGGCGCCGGGAAGGUGUUCCUGUCGGCGUGGCUACAUAGGCAAUAGUUGUGAAUUAGAUUUGGACGAGUGUGCGAGUGAUUUGCAUCGGUGUCAUCAAUCAUCAACGUGUUUCAAUAUGCCCGGUUGGUAUUAUUGUCGUUGUAAACCGGGUUACAGAAGCGCCCUCCAUGAUAGUACUCAGGGUACACAAUGUCUCGAUAUCGAUGAGUGCAAUGACCAAACGAUCGAGAGGAGGCAUACCUGUCAUCCUAGCGCUAAGUGUGUCAAUACCGAGGGUGGUUAUGAAUGUAUUUGCCCGCUUCAAGAGGAAAACAGUACUAUGGAGGAAUGUAGACUGAGUUGCUGGUUCGAAAAUCAAGAAGUGAAAAACGGAGAAACUCUAGCACCAGCCGAAAAUCCCUGUAGGAGAUGCACUUGCAAAGAUGGUGUUGUUACAUGUAGGGACCCGAUUUGCGAUUGCAGCGCUCCGGGAAGUCAUCGGGAUAAGUGUUGUCCCCAAUGUGAUCCUGCGGCUUCCUGUAGGCAUCAAGAACUUCAUCAUCUAGUCUUCAGAAGUGGCGAACGAUGGAUAUAUCAAUGUCAGACUUGUGAAUGCCUGUACGGCGAGGUAGACUGCUGGCAAAUGGAAUGUCCACCAGUGACUUGCUCAAACCCUGUGACAGAGGAUGGGGAUUGUUGUCCUCGUUGUGAAGACGAUCCCUGCGCGAGAGAAACGUUUGGAAAUGACACCUCUCUCUCGAUAUUAACUAGGCCACAACCUUGCAGCUAUUCUGGAAUUAUUCACGAGAGUGGCAGCUCCUGGCAGGAUCCUCAUGACAAGUGCACCACGUGCGAGUGCAAGGUGCCGUACUGCGCCCAAUUGGACGGGCAGCUAUGCUGCAGCUACGAUUACGGCUGCGCUGGCGAUCUGGGCAGCAACAAGCAGCAGCAACGUCCUCCAGUCGUUGUUCCUGAGCCUGUCGUACGCAGUCUACAGAGUUCUACGCGGUCACCGAUGGUUGAUGGUGCAUCGGAAGCAGCUGUAUCAGCGGUUACCGCUUCCGCUAGUGCAACACCAGUCACCAGCGCUCACCUCCUGUCGGCAUCGUCUUCUUCCUCCUCAUCCAUUAACAACGCCGCCGCCGGUGGUGGGUCGACCAUCAGAAAAAUUCACUGGAACGUACAAAACAACCUGCCAAAACCAUCCCAGCAACAGAGGGACGGUCGUCACGUCAGAGUGCAAACACAGCAACAAACACAGCAAAUAUUACCGACAGCCAGGUACCAGCUGGUUUCUGGAGCAGCGACGACGUCGUCGUCGGCGCCUGAACGCGUUACAUCCGCGUCGACGUCGUCGACGACGACGAUUAAAGCUCCGAACACGAAAUACGAGGGCAAAUCGCAGACGUCCGUAUCGAGGCGUCAACGCGCCAAAGCGGUCAACAACAACAGUCUCGGGAACUUGCGUCAGCGCAGCAAUGCGUCCUUUGUAUCCUCCUCCUCUUCCUCCUCCACCUCGUCAUCGUUAUCGUCGUUCUCGUCACCUCUCGCAAUGCUGGUGCCAUCUGGAGCCGCAACAAACAUCGAGCCGCAAGCUGACAACGUCUCAACCAGUAACGGUACUAGCGAGAAUGUGGUCACCAGCCGGCAUCAACAGGAGGGCACCAUCGGCGUAGCGAUGGCGGAGAAUCCGUGGCGCGCAACAGUGGUGCCACCUGAGGCUGACGCUCGCGUGAACAGUUAGAAGAGAAAGAAAUAAACACUGGCAAGGCAUUCCAAGGGGUGUAGCACGGGAACUGGGCCGUGGCCCGAUAUAGGAGCGAGUUUGGAGAAGCGUUCUCUCUAUGGUCAUCUAUGAUCGUCUAAUCGAGGGUGUUGUCGAGGGAAGCGAGUGCACUGAACAAGAGGAACGCGACCACGGAGUGAAACAUUGAAAAGCACAACAAGGGGAAAUCCGUAUGGAUUUGAUUGUUCGACGAUCAUGGGCAACGAGCGUGAUAAACAUGCUAAGGAUGAACGUCCAGUUUCCUUGACGAGAUCGAUCCUCGUCCAACUUCCAGAAAUCGUUGCGUAUCUAGAUCGUCUAUCAAGAUACAUUUCUUAUUAUCUGUGGUCUGUGCUUGAGCCUGACUUGAGUCACGAUAGGACGUGGAAAAAGCUAUCGAUACUCGAGUUUGGAUAUAGAUUAGGUCAAGCUUGACGCUUCGAGGACACAGUGUUCAGCGAGGAGUAAUGAUUGACCGAGGAAAGUUAGGUGUGCCAAAAAUGUGAGCCAGCCAACACCGAGAACGAAGUUGAAGUUUCUGUUUGCGACGACAUACGCGGAUUCGAUAUGUUCCCUCUGAUUACUUUCUUUCUUUUUAAAUUUUUCUUUUUUCUUUUUUUUUUUUUUUUUUUCUUGUCCCGAAGAGAUCGAACAAUCGAACAGAGGACGGAUCCGUAAUUGUCGUUGAUCGUUGAUCGGACGAAAUGUCUUUCCUCGCGUUUUGAGCUGGGUCAAGCAUAACACAAGUGAGAGAGAAUCGAGAAACUGAGCCCGUGACGCGCGGUGUCCUUCGGAGCGUUCUCUGAUGAAAAGCAACACCGAUCACACGCUUUCGCGAUUCCUUUCUUUGGCAUAAUUUCCAUGUUGAACAGGUAGCGCACAAUAUUUGGGCCUUAUAAAAAUUAUAAACAGGAAAACGAAAAAAUAAAAAAAAAAGUAAAAGAGAAAGGGUGUCUUUCUUCGUCUUUUCGCCAACGGAAAGGCUAAUACCGUGUAAUUUGAAUCGUGUUCUCCGUUUUUAAGGCAAGACGAGAAUAU